ACGUCAUUGUUCAAAGCCGACGGGUUGUAUCCCCUGCUGCACUAGACCCUAAGAGCCAUAAUAGGCCUGGCCACGGGGCUCGCCUUCUCCAUGUGGGUCGGCUUCGGCGUCCCCCGGCCAGACGCAGUAAGGCUGCCCACCAGGAGGGACGGCUGCGACUUCAACAUUACGGCCACACCGCCGCCACCCACCCAGGACUCCAGCGAGUACUUCUACCUGCACUGCGUGUCGUACCUGUGGGUCGUCGUGCUGGGAUUCCUGCUGACACUCAUCGUGGGUGGCGGGUGUCGCCUGCGAGGGGGACCGCAGCAUGCCGCCGCCAGACCCCGACCUCUUCGUGCCGCCAGUCCGGUGGGCACUGCUCGCGAGGAGAGGGCGCAGGGUGCUGAUUUGUGGGUUCCCAGCCUGAGACAUUCCAGCCUUCUCUACAGAGGCUGCAACAACUUGGUCUAUUUAUUUUCUAGUUUUGUAAAAAAGGAAAAAAUUAUAAACACUCAGUAUUGCUCGGUUUGCAAUAGCUGUGCUUUUUAUUCUCAGUUCUCUUCUGUUCAGCUGAAUUGCUGCAAAUAAUGAAGCGCUCCAACUGAAGUUAACUGGUAUUGCAAUACUGCGCAGUGUAGAAACUUUCACAAAUGUAACAUUUCAGUGGCCUUAUUAAAUAUGGGCAAUUGCUUACCUGGUAAACUGUGAGCAAAAGUAUGACAAUAAUUAUUACAAUAUUGGAAAAAGUUCUGACCAGGAAAUCAAUAAUCGUGUGAUGAAGAACAAUACUACAGGACGGUGGAGGCAUUGGAUGGUGUAAAGAUGGCUGAAUAAUAUUGUUGAAUGGCAUAGAAAAGAUGCCUCCAAAAUAAAACUAGUUGCCUAUAAAAGGUCACAGUUACAAACCAAUCACAAA
Molecule: messenger RNA, 898 nt
Organism: Schistocerca piceifrons (Central American locust)
Lineage: Eukaryota; Metazoa; Arthropoda; Insecta; Orthoptera; Acrididae
Exons: 4
Coding region: 91-570 (159 amino acids)
Source: RefSeq, a predicted model, not a curated record